AUGCCUCACUCCCCUCAGUCUACUGGGCAAAUCACCUGCCACCAGUGCCAUGUGACGCUGGCGUACCCCAUCGGUGCCCCCUCGGUGCGGUGCCCGAUGUGUGCCGCGGUGACACCGGUCCAGCAGUUCAGUGUGACGUGCGUGUGCUGCCGCUGCAUCCUUAUACUGCCGCAAAACACCAGCCUUGCUAUGUGCCCGCGAUGCCGCACCGUAAUGUCUAUCCCGGCUAGUAUUCGCGAGGGCCACAGCGGGCCGCAGGCACCGCCAAAGCAGUGCGUGUACAUUGACCGCCCGCCCACUGUCGACUCGUCGGGCACGAGGGUGACCCACUUGGCUGUUGGUACGAAGCUCGACGAUGACAACCCACCCGUGAAGCGCUAG
Molecule: messenger RNA, 381 nt
Organism: Leishmania braziliensis MHOM/BR/75/M2904
Lineage: Eukaryota; Euglenozoa; Kinetoplastea; Trypanosomatida; Trypanosomatidae
Exons: 1
Coding region: 1-381 (126 amino acids)
Source: RefSeq, a predicted model, not a curated record